GGAGAGCUGUCAGACUAUCGCAGCCACUCUUACAAACAACAGUACAGUGAUGUAAGGAUAAGUCUAGGUCGCCAUGUUGUCAGCCUGUGGCACAGACUUGGCGACAAGAAAGGAAAUUUCAUUCCCAAUCUCGUUAAGCCAUUCCUUGAGAUAUCACUCAUCAAACACAAAGAACUUCGCCGUGUUUCCCUUCCUCUCAUCAUGGACAUCAUGGAGUGUGAGCAGAGAGCUAGCUGCAACUUCAAGAGGGUUGAGACUGAAGUGUAUGAUAAGAUUGACGAACUGAUAACCAGUGGUCAUGGAGACGAAGAAUAUCGCGAACUCUUCCAGGAUAUACUUCGCCCACUCUGUGCCUCUAGCGAGCUGGGAACAUCAGGCGAGACGUUCAUUACUUCAGUUGGUAGGCUGAUUGGACUGUUGCUAGACUACCGCAACGUAUCCAGUGGUGACGGACACCAGGAUCGCCAGAUGGGGUGUAUGCUCAAUCUUCUGAAUUUCUAUCUGGAGAUUGAGAAGGAAGAGCUCUAUAUUCGCUACAUCUACAAGUUGGCAGAGCUCCACGUGAAGGAUCAGAGGUUUACUGAGGCUGGCUUCACCCUUCUUCUCCGGGCAAAGGGCUUGGAGUGGUCCAUUGAGCCUGUACCUCCAGAAGGUAAGUUUUCAGAAGAAAUUGAGCAGAGGAAAGUCAAGGAAGAGCUGUACAAAGAGGUGAUAGGUCUGUUUGAUCGAGGACAAGCCUGGGAGCAUGGCAUUCCUCUCUGCAAGGAACUCUGCACUCUCUACGAGACAGAGAUACAGUACAACGAACUUGCCGCUACUCUUCAACGAGAGGCGGAGUUCUUCCAGAAGAUAGUUCGUGAGCUGAGGGUGGAGCCUGAAUACUUCAUGGUGGGAUCUUACGGGAAGGGGUUUCCCCUUUUCCUCAGAAACAAGAUCUUCAUUCACAGAGGUCUGCCAUAUGAGAGACUGGCUUCCUUCAUCAAGAGACUCACUGAUGAAUACUCCACUGCUGAGCUGCUGAAGGGAACCAAACCUCCAGAAGACGAAAUUAAGAACUCUGCUGGAAUGUACCUGCAGGUGCGAAGUGUCCAAGCCAUUCCCGAGGAAAUGAAGAGAUUUGAGGGGAAAACUGUCCCUGACUCCGUAUCCAGGUACUACAAGGCCAACGAUGUGUCAAAGUUCCGCUACGAUCGCCCAUUCCAUCGUGGAGAGAAACGCAAGGAUUGCGAAAUUGCAACUUUGUGGCUGGAGAGAACAAACUAUGUGGCAACCAAGCCGUUCCCUGGAGAGAUGGCCUGGUUUGAAGUGGCAUCAAUGGAACUGGUUGAGCUCGACCCGCUGGCCAUCGCCAUAGAGACGGUGAGCUCCAAGACAGUGGAGGUUCGAACGCUGACGGCUCUCCACAUGGAGAACCGCAGUCUGAACAUCAACCCUCUAUCAAUGUUGCUAAGUGGACUGAUCGAUGCUGCCGUUGGCGGGGGAAUAAAGAACUAUCGAAUUGUGUUCUUUAACCCUGAGUAUUCCGCCAGUCACCCUGGCGACCAGGAGAGAGUGCAACAACUGAAGCAACUCAUUGAGGAACAGCUGUCAGUACUGAGGAAGGGACUGGAUGUUCACGGGAAGAGAAUUACGCCAGCUCUGAAAGGAAUGCAGCAGAAUCUGGAAGAGAAGCUGGAGAUGAUGGUGUUUGAGGUGUUCCCUGAGAGAAGGAAGAAGCCGGUGAGGUCCCUGACUGUCAGAGCUCCUCUUCCUCCAAUCCCUCAGAGCGAACCUCCAUCAACUCACAGUCAGACAAUGGCUGCUCCUCGCAGGCGCCUGACUGGGAAGAACAGGAACAGAGUCAGCCAGCUCUCCGAGAGUCCUCCCAACCCAAUGGGACUGCAGAGGAGUGCCACUACCAAGGUAACCAAUGGGGAAUCCCCCAAACUCCCUCUGCCAUAUUUGCCACGGAAACCAGAGCUCCCCGUGGAGACAAAGAGACUCAGUGGUUCUGGUUCUCGCGAGGGAUCUGCCAUAUCUGAGGAAGAAGAUGGAGGAGCAUAUGAAAGUGUUGAUGAUUUCCUUCGCCGCGACUCCUCGGGGGCCAUAAUUAUAGGCCCCCCUCCAUCAUACGUUCCCUCAAGACAGGGGGGCAAGCGCCCGGAUCAUGACUACACUCCAGUGAAAAUGGAGGGAGGAGAGGUGCAGAGGGGACACGAAGCCCCACAGGAAGAUAUCUGGGGGAAAUCCCCCAUUGCCAAGAAGAGACCAUCAGUUGGUGGCACGAGUCCUCAGCAGCAAGCACCACAACUUCCUCCAUUUGGCACCAGUCCUUCAACCAGACCAGUCCCAGUGACUCCUCCUCCGUCUCCACCGACACCUCGCGUGGCUGGCAGAGUGCUGGAGGACACGGGGGAGAAGAGGCCAACCCUCCCUCCGAAGAGAAGGAGGAGUGCUCCUUACUCUGAACCUGACACCAGCAAAUGGAGAGGCUCUCCUCCCAAGAUACCAGCCCCUGUCCAGGAAGAUGUGUAUUUUUCUCGACUGUCUCCAUCAGCUCCGCCCACCAGUGGAGCUUCUGAUGAUGACACUUACAAUAAUCUCACCGUUAACAAGGGGGAUUCCCCUCGAGUCUCUCCCGGCCAUUCCCCCUCACCUGGAGCUCCACCCACUGAUGAUGAUGUGUAUUUCAAUCAUUUGGCUGAGCCACUCCCACCGACUAAACCACACCCACCAGCCCCGCCGACAGGAGGGGUCGAUGAUAAUGUGUAUUUUGAUCAUCUUGUGGGACCACUCCCCCCUAAACCAACUGCAGUGGCAGGUCCUGAUGUGGUACCACCUCCAGUGCCCAUGAAGAAAAACAAACCUCCACCAAGACAGGUUUCCGUGCCAGAGGAUGCCCCGCCCACUCCUGAUAAACCAAUUCCCAGACCACGAACUGCCACAGAGAGCCAGCAGCCGGCACCAGUGCUUGUACCUCGGGGUACCCCACCCCGCGACUCCACUGUACCGGUUGUACCUUCGCGACCCCCAAAACCAGGGGCUCCUUUUUUACCUCCAAAACCUGCUCUUCCUGCCAAACCUGCCACAAAACCUGUUCCCCCACCCAAGGAAUCUGGUUAAUAUACUCACUACUCAUACCUCCAUCUGGCCUUAUCUUGCCGUCCCGGUGCCUAUCUCGCUGCACCUAUCUCCCAUGCUAUUAUGAUAGUGAUAUGCUUUGAGUGGGAAAUUUUCGUGUGGUGCAAAAUAUCACGGACUGCGUUGCAGAAUAAAAAUCCUGAAAAGCCUUUGUUGUUCGGGCCCAGGCAGGUCAAAUCCCGCGUGAUCAGAAGCUAGAAAAGGCUGCCAGUUGUGUCGCAAUGACAAGUACACAAGCUGCAAGCACCACCCGCCCUCUCAGCAUGCGCGUGGUGGUGGACAAGUGAAAUGGGAAUGCUCAUGACCAACCAGUGUGAAAAUUAAAACUUUCUUCUGAAGGCCCCUGAGGCGAAUUAUUAUCACGAAAUUCAGCACAGGCGAAAAUAUCCCGCUGGUGUAUGAGUGUGUUUUUUCCCCGUAGAUCCCCACCCCCCACC
This is a messenger RNA of Geodia barretti, 3557 nucleotides long. NCBI's taxonomy places the organism in Eukaryota, Metazoa, Porifera, Demospongiae, Tetractinellida, Geodiidae. The record is from the annotation of a GenBank genome assembly.